GGUGUUCCUGCGACGGUGUGCACCGAGGCGGGGAGAGCCGGUGCCCCACACAAACACGUCGCCUUCCUCUCGCCGGUGGGGGCGACCGCGACGCCGGCGCGAGACGUUCUACGGAUACUGAAAACCAACGUGGACCCGCUCGCCAAACACAUCACGGACGCGACGCUCCACCACACAAGGAGCGGUUGCAGGCGAUUGAGCACGCGGUCCUCGUGUACGGCAACCUGCCGGCCAACCGAGUCUCCGUGGAGGCGCGGACCUUCUUCAUGGGCAAGGUCUUGGAGGCGGUCGCCGUUUGCUUGGGCCUGAGGGCGGAGGUGACCAGGCAGGGUGGAAUGGCCUACAUAUUGCAGGACCAGCUCGCCGAGGCGCGGCGGGAGGCGGCCGAGUUGCGGAGGCGCCUGGCGGUCGCCGAGGCCCGGCUGGAUGGACACGCGGUCUCGGUGGCUGGCUCGGGGCUUGCCGGUCGCGGUCCUGCCGCGCCCGCGGGUGUUGUUCCUGCGCCCUCGGGCGCUGGCGGCUCGGCGGGGUCGCCCGCCGGCCGCAUGGACGCGGCCGCUUUGAGGGCGGGCCUUGCGCCCUCUGGCGGCGGGGCCCGCGGCGGACCCGGUGGUGCUGCGGCGGCGGACGCCGAGGCGGGGAGGCCCGGCGCGCUGCACAAGCACGUCGCCUUUCUAACACCGGUUUCGACGACCGCGACGCCGGCGAGGGAUGUGCUCCGCCUUCUGCAAUCAAACGUGGACCCGCACGCCAGGAACAUCAGGGACGUGACGCUUCAUCACACCAGGUACGGGCUGACCUUAUUUACGGACAACGACCAAUCUGUAGCCAACCUAGAAGAAGCAAUAGCCGCCAAUACGGUGCGCGUCGGUGCAAUCGGUGCAAUCGGCGUCGGUGCAAUACGGUGCAAUCCUCAUGCGCGUCGCGCAGCCACGUAACCCUUGUGUCAAGUUCACGGGAGUUGAUCCCGACAUCUUCCCGGAAGAUUUCUUGCGCACGCUCAACGAGCGCAACGAGGGGCUCGAUCUCGACCUCGACAAAUGCAAGGUCCGCGUCACGUUCGGUGAAAGGGCGCACGCGCUAACGACCAGGGGACUGCUCGCCCCUGCCCCAUGGACAUGGGAAACGCCUCCAACGCCCUCCCUGGUCACGGAUUGGUUCCUGCUGCGCCGCGGCUGGCGAUGGGGCGCACCGGACGCGACUGAGAGAGCGCGUUCACGGGGAUCUUCGCGAUCUGUUGGGCGCUCGACGACCUAAUGGGCGCGUUCCGCUCGUCGCGAUUAGAGGCGCAAACGAAGCGACGUGUGAUCGAGCGUGGCGGUGGGCUUCGCCAGUGCUCAGAGGUAGGUAAAUACGGUCAGCCCGUCCCGAAGACGCCGGUCGUGCGGCGAGUGAGGCGUCCAGGGCUGCCUGUACAUGGAAGACGGCUGCCGCAGCGGAUCGUCGACGGCAUCGCAGACUUCGGCGCGCCGGUGGUAUGCCUCGCCGGACAGUGUGCCUGGACGAGACGACUCCGCAACAACACUGUGCGAGUGCAGUGUGUGUAGUUUGAUUUUCUGUCUUGCUUUAUUUUAUUUCACUUUCUUUAAUUUUCUUCGUCUUUCAGUGCUUGGUUUUUCGUUCUUCUUUUUCUUUUCUUUUGUACCUUGUACCUCUUUCACUCAGUUAUGCUAAAUCGAGUGUUCACUUUGCUGAGCCUCCAGGCUGCGGGACCAUGAACAGUCAUAUAGCAGAGGCUGCGACCACUGCUAUCAGCAGAUGUGAACGGCCUUAAGGUAGUUCGAGCAUCCGGAGGCUGUUGACUGUAGCGUCACGUUCACAUUAUGUUAAUCCACAAAGCUGGCAUUGGUGUGCAUGGUGCCUUCCGGGUGGGUCACGUAAACGGCCCAACCUACAGCAGAUCCGCUCGACCGAGACACAGUGGAUGCCGCCGGCCCAGUCCGAAGACCCGAGGCGGCGACCACGUACGCGUGGCUUUCAGGCCCAGUGUCGGUGUAUGCGGUGCCUACCGGCUGGAUCGCAUAAACGGCCCACCGUACAGCAGAUUCUAGCGACCGAGAAGCACGGUAGAUGCCGAUGGCCCAGGGAGAGGACCCGAGUCACUGACCAUGGUCGCUUGUGACGCGAGGCUUUCAUGCCUUUUGCCGCCUUUGUGGAACGUUUUUCAUCUUUUGUUUUUCUUCUUUUCAUCUUGUCCGACUGUUUUCGUGCAUUGACUGGUAAUUUGCCCUCUUUGCUUUUCUUUUCAUUUUUCUUUUUCAUCUUGCCGGGGAAAGGGGACUUUUUGCUUACGGCAUGUCCAUGCCACCCCUCGUCUGUGACUCUUUACUCACAUUCAUUAGAAUGCCCGACGCGAGGGCUUCUGACAGGCA
Dermacentor albipictus is the source of this 2372-nucleotide messenger RNA. RefSeq lists its product as uncharacterized. The record is from RefSeq and is a predicted model, not a curated record. NCBI's taxonomy places the organism in Eukaryota, Metazoa, Arthropoda, Arachnida, Ixodida, Ixodidae.